This is a messenger RNA of Fonsecaea erecta, 3423 nucleotides long. RefSeq lists its product as hypothetical. Gene Ontology annotation, cellular component: cytosol; nucleus. The transcript has 3 exons. NCBI's taxonomy places the organism in Eukaryota, Fungi, Ascomycota, Eurotiomycetes, Chaetothyriales, Herpotrichiellaceae. The record is from RefSeq and is a predicted model, not a curated record. Bases 1 to 3423 code for a protein of 1140 amino acids. Gene Ontology annotation, molecular function: protein binding; cysteine-type deubiquitinase activity; cysteine-type endopeptidase activity. Gene Ontology annotation, biological process: protein deubiquitination; regulation of protein stability.
AUGGUUACUAACCUUGCCUUCCGCUUCGAUGACGUGCAGUUAGCAGGGCCAGACAUGCUGAUCGAUGGCUACGACAAUUACGGUCAAGAGAGUGAGGUCGUCAACAUCUCCCCGGACGAUGUCUCAGAAGAACCUGCGGAAGCCCUUCCCCGGGCUGAUGACUUCGAGACAAUGAAACGUCAUGUCCUUGUCGACCUGCCUGAUGUCGAAGUUGAAGCCGAAGCAUAUCAUACAUGGCACAUAGAAAAAUGGCGGACACUUUCUCGGAGAGAACAUGGGCCAGUAUUCGAGUGUGGCGGGCAUCCCUGGAGGGUGCUAUUUUUCCCGUAUGGAAAUCAAGUCGACUGUGCAUCCUUCUACCUAGAACACGGUUUCGAGGGCGAUCCGCCGCCCGACUGGUACGCCUGUGUUCAGUUUGCCCUCGUCCUGUGGAAUCCGAACGACCCAACCCUGUACCGCACCCAUACCGCCACUCACCGUUUCAAUGCCAAAGAAGGAGACUGGGGCUUCACCAGGUUUGUGGAACUUAGGAAGGCUUUCCACCACCCCUGGGAAGAUAGUCAGAGACAUUUGGUGGAGAACGAUGAAGCCAAACUCACGGCGUAUGUCCGCAUCAUCAAAGACCCUACCGGCGUCCUGUGGCACAACUUUGAAGGAUACGACUCUAAGAAGGAGACCGGCAUGGUCGGUCUAAAGAACCAGGGCGCAACCUGUUAUUUGAACUCUCUUCUCCAAUCUCUUUAUUUCACAAACUUGUUCCGGAAGGCCGUCUACCAAAUCCCUACCGAGCAGGAAGCCAACCGGAGUAACAGUGCCUGGACACUCCAGCGUUUAUUCUACAGACUUCAAAAAGAUAGGUUUGCUGUCUCAACUAACGAGUUGACCGCAUCCUUCGGAUGGGAUACUCGGCAAAUUUUCGAGCAGCAAGACGUCCAAGAACUGUCCCGAAUAUUGAUGGAAGUCUUGGAGAAGAAGAUGAAAGGCACACCUGCGGAACGAACCCUGCCUGAACUCUUUGUUGGGAAGACCAAGACUUACAUAUCAUGCAUAAAUGUCGACUUUGAGUCUUCGAGGAUAGAGGAAUUUUGGGACAUCCAGCUCAAUGUCCGAGGCAACAAAAAUCUGCACGAGAGUUUCAUGGACUAUAUCCAAGUCGAGACCCUAGAGGGUGAGAACAAGUACGAUGCUGGUGAGCCUUACAAGCUGCAGGAUGCUCGGAAAGGUGUCAUUUUCGAAUCGUUCCCCCCUGUGCUCCACCUGCAGCUAAAGAGAUUCGAAUAUGAUAUCAAUCGUGAUGCCAUGAUGAAGGUCAACGACAGACAUGAGUUUCCUGAAGAAUUCGACGCGUCUCUUUACCUCUCGGACGAAGCCAAAGCGGCGUCGACGGAACCGUGGAUUUACCAAUUACACGGCGUCCUCGUCCACAGCGGCGAUUUCAAUGCAGGCCACUAUUACGCUUUCCUUAAGCCGACGAAGGACGGCCACUUCUACAAAUUUGAUGACGACCGGGUCACGCGAUCGACCAUGAAAGAAGUGCUCGAAGAAAAUUUUGGAGGGGAGUACGCGAACGUCGCCAACGGCGGCCUUGGACAACGUCAACCACACACCCGAGGCUAUUCAACCAAGAGAUCCAUGAAUGCUUACAUGUUGGUGUACAUCCGAAAGAGCAGGCUGGACGACGUCCUUCUCGAUGUGAGCGAGUCCGACAUUCCCGCACACAUCGAGACCAAGAUUGCCGAAGAACAAGCCGAACUUGCGAGGAAGAAGAAAGAGCGUGAGGAGGCCCACCUCUACAUGAAUGUGGGCGUAAUCACAGAGAAGAGCUUUCAAGCCCAUCAUGGUUUCGAUCUGACCAGUUACGAGCUCGAACAGACCGAUCCAGCCAGCGCCCAAGUGUAUCGAGUUCUCCGAACGACCACAAUCAGCGAAUUCGCCGCCACCAUUGCUGAGGAGCUUGGAUUGGAGUCUGAUCAGGUCCGGUUCUGGGUCAUGGUGGGUCGACAAAACAAGACCAAUCGUCCCGACCAGCCCAUUCGUGACGUCGAGAUCACCAUGGAAGAAGCAAUGAACAAGUACGGUUCGAGGGGCCGGCCGUUUUAUCUUUGGGCCGAAAAUGGGACUAAGGGAGACGACGGCAAGAUCCAAUGGCCAGAUGUCACGCAAGCUGUGGGCGGCAACGUGCCAAUUCUGGUUUUCCUCAAAUACUUCGACGUCAAGGCUCAAACUUUGACUGGUGUUGGUCAUGUCUACGUCAAAAAACUGGACAAAGUGCAAGAAAUCGCACCUCAGAUCAAUCGGAUCAUGCACUGGGAUCCAAGCACGCCGAUCCUCUUGUUCGAAGAGAUCAAGUUCUCCAUGAUUGAGGCUAUGAAGCCGAAACAAACCUUCCAACAAUCCGAGAUUCAAGACGGCGACAUCAUCUGCUUCCAACAAAACAUCCCGGAUCUUGACCUGUCCACAGCCACAUAUACCGACGCACGACAAUACUAUGAUUACCUGCUGAACCGGAUACCGCUUAGCUUUUAUCCGAAACCUGGCACCGAGGGAGAAGCAUUCGUACUUAGCCUCAGCAAGAAGAUGACCUAUGACCAAUUUUCUGCUAAGGUCGGGGAGCACCUCAAGGUUGACCCAACUCACAUCCGAUUUGCCACCAUUAGCGCCACCAACAAUAAGAUCAAAAUGUGGAUCAAACGCGGGAUGAACCAUAACCUUCAGCAAAUCCUUCAGUCACAGUUUUCCUCUUAUGGUGGAUAUGCUACUCAUCGCGGAGACUCAUUGUAUUACGAGGUUCUCGAAACAAGUCUCGCAGAUUAUGAGACCAAAAAGAUAAUGAAAGUGAUCUGGCUAAGUGAUGGAAUCAGCAAAGAAGAACCACUGGAAAUCCUCGUCGCUAAGAAUGGCAUCAUCGGGGACUUGGUCGCCGGCAUUGCCAAAAAGCUCAACGUGGACGAAGAGACGGCUCGCAACAUACGGGUGCUCGAAGUACAUGGCGGCAAAAUCCACAAAGAACUGAUCGAAGAUUUCAACGUGGUUGGAGUUAAUGAACAUACCACGCUGUAUGCUGAGAAGAUCCCCGACGAAGAAUUGAACGCCUCCGAAGACGACCGGUUCAUUUAUUGUUAUCACUUCGACAAAGAGGCCAACAAACCCCAUGGUGUGCCGUUCAAGUUUAUGCUCAAACCUGGUGAGCCUCUCAAAGAAAUGAAGGAACGCAUUAGCAAGAGAACAGGCAUCAAGGGCAAAUUGUUGCAGCAAAUCAAGUUUGCACUUGUCUCCCGGACUCUUUAUGCGAAACCGAGGUACAUUGAAGACGACGACAUCAUUGUCGACCUCAUCCAGGACGGAGACGAGAUGCUCGGCCUGGAUCAUGUCAACAAGGCACGCAAUUUCUGGGGAAGAGCCGAGGGGAUGUUCAUUCGGUAG